GUCCGGCCGAGCACCGCACGCUACUCCAUCGUCUGACGCGGUGGGUGUCGAUCGGGGAGCAGCGUUCACCGCGCUGAAGGAUUCCGCAGCCGCUGACAGCACGUCCGUGACGCCUGCUGCACCGUUAGUACUCUCAACACUGCAGUCUUCGAAUGCAGAACCACGGGCAAAACACGAACCGAAAUCAGUUUUGGAACUGCUUACGGUGUCAGAGCUGGCAGACCUGUACAGAAGUUUUGGGCAGUUGCAGUGGCGCACAGCGGUGGUUUCCGGUCGUGGCGGCGUGAGUGCGGCAACGGCAGAGGGCGACGGCGCAAGCGGGGCAGAGGGCGAUGGCGCAGUUGCUGACCAGCUUCCAGCUAGCACAGGCGAAAAAGUUGUACUGCCAGCACCAUCGUCGGAGGAAGGAGUUGUAACAGCACCGACGACACAGCAGGAAUCUGCCUCAACGUCGUCAAGUGGAGAUCAAGAACCACUCUCGAUUGAACUGAAGUCGGACGCAAUUGAUUGCGUGGCCCACGAACUUUGUCGACGUGCUCCACUGGAUAUGCCACUCUUGGAGAAAAUCCUCUUUGGUUUAAUGCGUAUGCGCCAUGAGCAUCUCGGACUGCUGCAGGUCUGUGCGCGGUCGUUCCAUUUCCAUCAAAAGUUGUUGCCAUCCCUUCGCGACGCGACGUUGAGUAGGAUUCUCGGGUCAUUCACGUAUUUCAAUUACCAGGAUUAUGCCAAGGAAAAGUUUACUCACACUUAAGAAACUAGGCAAGACCCUCUAGGCAGAAAACGGCCUCUUUGAUCAAGUAAGUGUGAAUACACUUUUUUCCCUUCAUAAGGAUCCGAAAUUAUACCAGCUGUUAAUUCGCGAGUUGGUCUCGCGCGUGGAUAAGAUGGGACCCAUGUCGGUGCACCACAUGAUCGUUGGGUUGCAGCGUCAGAUUCCGUUCCUCUCGGGACCAGGAGAAUCCACGGACUGGCUCGCAGAUGCAGUGCGACGCGUUUGUGGCCGCAUUGCGAGCGACACGUCUUUUUGGACCCUGGCGCAGACGUACGGGACCCUAAAUGCACUUGCGAAAAUCCGAGUGCGUGAGACUCGCGUGCUCCAUGCCCUGGUUCGGCGUCUCGUGAUCAUGGAUAGUCAGGCUCAGAGCAACGAGUUUGUCUCGUGGGGAACUGCACCCGUGCUGGCCGCCACCACGAAGAGCGGCAGGUCGAAAAUCGGAAAAGACAAUAGCAGCAGCGGGCGCAAUGCUCCAGCACAGUCAGGGACGGAUGCUUCUUUUCCUAGGCAUGACUUUUCUCUGCCUCCACAACACUGGUUGCUGCAGAUUUUGGGUGAGAACGAGGAUACGCGAACAGAGUCCAUGACGAAGGAGCACCUAACAGCCACUUGUCCAUUCGACCUGCAGCGAACACGGGAUCAGUGGGCUUUGCAAGACUGUGCUUUUGCUUCUUCGGUACUGCAUUCUUUAGACCAGCUGCAGGCGUGGAGUUUGGAGAGUGUGUGGCUCGCGCUAAUCCUUCGCGCCCAGGUGGAACCGAGGCUUCACGAUUUGCGCUGCCGCGAGUUGGUCCAUUUGGGGCUGGCUUUCCGUGAUCUUCGUAUGUCCGCGGGGCAGUGGAAGUUAGUGCAAGAAGCGAUCGCGCAUGACGACGCUGCAAGAAAACCGUCUGAUUUGAACGCGGGUGAAAGUGGUACGGAGUCAGGAGACGGAGUCGGCAGGACGAGCAAGGUUGAUGAUGUAGGACUGAAUGUCGAGCAGGCUGAUGAUGAAGAGCAGGACGGUGCCGUAGAAGAUGCUAAUCAGGCCCAAGAUUGGCGUCACGAGUUCUUUCAUAGUAUUGUCGAGCACUUGAGACGACAUGAGGCUUAUGCAACGUCUCAACCAGAUGCGCAGGACAAGCUGAGAUUACUGAAAUCGACGAUUCUGCUGGAGAUGGAUGGACGGGUUGAACAAAAAGCGCUAGACUUGCUCGACAAAUUGAGCACACCCAGCCGCGCAGAAGGUCCGACGGCUUCUGCGAGCAGCGAAGAGGCGUCAGUGGACGCAUCGAAGAAGACACACAGUACGGUGGAGUCGAGCUCGGAGAAAGAAGAUGGAAGCAACCAAGGGGUCGACGAAAAUGCUGCUCGGUUGUCUCUCCUAGAGCUUGAGGUUCUAAACGCUGCAGUACCACUGCAGUUUCAACCUCAAAGAGUUGGCGGGGCUUACACAACAGCCGUAAUUGGGCAGGGAGAGUGAAGCCAUUGUCACUGGCAAGAAGCCGCAUGAUGCUUCUUGUGAUAGAAGGGCAUUGGGCAGGACAUGAUUGUAACGAAUUUCUUUUUCUUAGUAUUCUUAUCCAAAACCAAAAAAUGAAAACUUGUUAAAAAUGAAAACAUCAAUUGCUACUGCACGAAUAUUCUGUAACUCAUCUUUUUCCACCUGUCGUAGCCCUCACACAUCCAGAUAUCAAAAACGUUAGUACAUGAAUUCUCUUUUGACUUUCUUUUCUAAAAAUUGAUGUGGACACCCAAAGGUGGGCAUCAUGGAUUUAUGCUGAUUAGUUGCAGGUCCGACUUCAUGAUAUUGUGAAUUGUGACAUGUUUGCCUGGAUAAAAGUGGAAUGAGGCGACUUCAUCUCCGCAAUGAGAGAGAUGCCAUUGC
Amoebophrya sp. A25 is the source of this 2642-nucleotide messenger RNA. The record is from the annotation of a GenBank genome assembly. NCBI's taxonomy places the organism in Eukaryota, Dinophyceae, Syndiniales, Amoebophryaceae.